AGCAUACAGAAGACCAGAAUAAUCAUUUAUCAAUCACAAUGUGUGUGUGGUGGUGGUGGUAAGGACGAGGAUGUCGUAGUGAUGAAGAAGGUUAAUCAAUAGGCACUCACAACUGGCCUGGGUCCAGGCUCCUUAACCAUAAGAGAGGGCAGAGACAAGACUCAGUCAUGUGGGGACUAUGAGGAAGAACAGCUGGACUACACUGUGAAAAGUAGUUUGGAGAAUUCAUUAGCAGACAGAAAUCUGGCUGGGGAGAAAAAUAUAUUUAUAUUUCUAGUGCUUUGGAUCCUUAGCUUGGAUUGUGGAGGGAAUAAAGGAAAAGGAUAGAAAUAAAUCACAAGAAGCAGAGAGAAGGAAUGUGAGACAGUUUUAUGCUGUCUUUUCCAUUCUUCCUUCAAAGUUGAGCCUUUUUCAACCAUGAGUCUGCAUAUUUAUGUUACUCUAAUGACUAAUUCCAGAAAGACACUGCUUUCACUGGUAUCCAGGAGAAACUACUCCUAGUGACAGGUAAAGAUAUGGAAUCUGACCUCCAGGGUAGAAGUGGCAACCAGUGAGCUAGUUUGUCAAGCAAAUGAUGGCUGCAACAAGGAGUCCCCAGUCAUAGCCAUCUCCAAGCAAGGGCUCUACACAUGGACCCCUCCAUAGCAACAGCCCUGAUUACAAAGCUUUCCGACAGUGCUUCAGGCAGUUCUGCUACCAGGAAGUAGCUGGCCCCCAUGAAGCUUUUAGCUUACUCUGGGAACUCUGUUGUCAGUGGCUAAAGCCUAAGACACACUCAAAGCAAAUUCUGGAGCUGCUGGUUUUGGAGCAGUUUCUCACUAUCUUGCCAGAGGAGAUCCAGACCUGGAUGAGGAAGCAGCAUCCAGAAAAUGGUGAUGAAGCUGUGGUUCUGGUUGAGGAUGUACAGAGAGUACCUGAGCAACAGGUCCUGGAUUCUGGAAAGGACUUGAAAGUGCUCCUCGAGGAGACAGCCCCUUUGGGAGCAACUAGAGAAUCACUGAGAUCCCACCUGAAACAGGAAGUUUAUCCAGAGGAACAUACUUUGAAGGGGUCACGGAGCUCACAGCAAAGACCACGGGAACAGUCUAAAGCAGAAAAGAAAAGCUUUAUUAGAAAGGGAAAGUACACUUCCAGAUGUGAAAGUGGGCCUGGGCAAGAGAAGCAUGGUUCAAAAGGCCACUAAAUAAAUUUUAAAAGCUAACUCAUCUUUAAAUAACUCAAAUCCUGGAGGAAAAGAUGGUGUCUUCAUGCUGUUUAUAUUGGCAAGCUUCUGCUGAUGGAAUGGAAAAUCCUAAGAGACUGGUUUCCUCCAGAGGUUGCCAGGAACUGUCCCUUGAAGAGACGUCUUCAAGACCAGGAGACAGGUGUUGUGCUCUGGACUGCUGAGAUCCAGGCAGGGUUUCCCGUUCAUGGUCCGAAUGUCAUCUCUGGGCUGGAUCAGAGAAAACACACAGGACCCCAGAUAUUCACUCCUGCAGAGUGAAGAAAAGUUCUGAGAUUUCUACAAGUGAGACUGCAGUGGAAGUCCAUGAGACACCAGCAACAGGAGAAGGAAAAAAAUCAAGGGUGACACAAAACAGCUGGAAUUGGCAGACAGGAAAAUAGCAGGCACGCCCUUGGUUGCUGAUGAAAUCAGAACUUUCCUGUCUGUUCUCAGUGAGCCUUGGUUUUAUAAAAAACUCCAAGUGCAUAGCAAAGCAGCCAGCUAUACAGGGAAGUUACCAAACUCUUGUGUGAACAUUUCCACUGGGCUCUGGAGCAGUGUCAAACCAAGCGGAGAAGCUCUGGGCCAGUUGCUGUCAAGGAAGAGGAAGUCUCGGCCCUGUGCCUUGCAGGAGAUGAAAGCUCUGCUGGCCUCACAGGGGUCCUCCAGUUCUAGGACCUUGGCAGACAGGACAGUUGAGGCCAAAGGGCCAAGCCAAGGCCCAUGGAAACAGAAAUAAGUGGGGAAUGAGGACACAUUGGAGGACUCAGACAGCUACAAAUCCAAAGCAAGCAGCCAGUCCAGGAAACUUGGAGCCACCCUGGCACCUACAGCCUACUCCAGAGCCACUUGGGUAAGGACCUUUCUGCACAACUGUCCUGGUCCUGAUCACCUAUAAGCAAACUGCUCUCCCAAACUGGGGCUUGUCUUCCCACUAUAAACUGAAGAUGGAUCCUGGUCCCUCACUUUUGGGGGUAUGCUGGGAUAAAAGCUAUAGUGGGUACCCAAUGUAAAGCCACUCAUUUGGCCAUGUGCAGGUUACAUAUAGGGAAAAGUAGCACCUGAACCCUUAUAUUGUCUGAUAACCCAAGGGAGUUGUGAAAUUGGAAAGCCAAAGUCAGGUACCUUUCUUGCACCAAAGUAGUGAAUUGUUGGAGUAGGUGUUAUAUCGAGAUUUUGCCAAUAGAACAUAAAAGAAUGAAGGUGAUAUUGCCCAGAGGAAUGAGUAUUCUCUGUGGAAGGUGGAUGAUAUCCUAGCAGGUACCACUGUGUGAAUUCAAAGCUUGUCCUAUUAGUCUGGGAAUCAGGUUCCAUUGCAGCUGGUAAUGGAGCAGAAUAAGAGUAAUCAGGAGUUCAGGACCAGAGGAUGCGUUGCAUCUUUCGUGUGAGUUGUCAGGGUAGUCCUUAUUGAGAAAAUGGCAUUUGAUCAAAGACUCGAAGGAGAAGGAAUGAGC
Molecule: messenger RNA, 2658 nt
Organism: Pteropus alecto (black flying fox)
Lineage: Eukaryota; Metazoa; Chordata; Mammalia; Chiroptera; Pteropodidae
Product: zinc finger and SCAN domain-containing protein 32
Source: RefSeq, a predicted model, not a curated record